ACCCACUAGUUGGAGAUGAGGCAAGGGAAGCCAACGGCCAUGGCCAUCUCCAUUCUAUCCGUCGCGACCUCGAACCCCCACCUUCUCCCCCCUCUCUGCAAACCCCACAAACCCGUUGCUUUCUUCGCUAAAAACGCCGCAUUUCCUCUCCCCUCUCUUGUGUCCUCUUCUUCCCUCUCGAGCCGGGACUCAGGGGAGGAGGCGGCCUCCUCGGCCACCGCCGGUCUGGGAUCCAUCCCUGUGUGCAGGAGGAGGCUGUUCGAAGUGGGAAUUGGGCUUUUCGCGUCUUUUUUGGUGGAUCUGGAUGCCAAGGCGACGAGAAUCGAGUACUACGCCACUGUUGGGGAGCCCCUCUGUGACAUGAGCUUCGCAAAGUCCGGCCUUGGCUACUGCGACGUCGCAGUCGGGACCGGUGUCCAGCCUCCUCGGGGAGAGCUUAUCAAUAUUCAUUACACCGCAAGAUUUGCUGAUGGUACAGUAUUUGAUAGUAGCUAUAAGCGUGGGAGACCACUCACUUUGCGAAUAGGUGUGGGCAAGGUCUUACCAGGAUUGGAUCAGGGGAUAUUAGGUGGUGGUGGCGUACCUCCAAUGCUUGUUGGGGGUAAACGCAAGCUUCUCAUACCUCCAAAGUUGGGAUAUGGUCCUGAACCAGUGGGUUGCUUUUCAGGAGAUUGCAACAUCCCAGGUAAUUCAACACUUUUCUAUGACAUUCUUUUUGUCGGAAUCUACAAGUGAACAUCAACAUUGAUAAACUCGCGGUAUUGGGUGGAUGAAGAGAUCAUAUCGAUGAUAAAACGCACAUCAUUGCUGAUGCUGACAGUUCGGAAGCAGAGUGAGAGGACUACUUGAUGCUUGAACACUGGGUGGUUUUCACCUAACAAUCGGUACUUACUGCCAAUUUUUGUUACUGAGAAGCACAAAAUUUUCAUGACAGAAUUAAAUUCUUGCUGCCUUGUACAGGCACAAGAAUCAGCACUCUUCUCCCCUUUUCUAUCAUCUGAAUCCUGAGAUCCAUCUUGUAUGUUUGUAUAGAACUAUUGGACUCCUUUAUUUUUUUAUGUCGUAUCCACGUUUUUCUAUGGAACUUGUGGGUGGAAAAGAGGAGGCUUCAUGCUGGAA
Phoenix dactylifera (date palm) is the source of this 1119-nucleotide messenger RNA. RefSeq names its product FK506-binding protein 16-2 (gene PNSL4). Gene Ontology annotation, molecular function: peptidyl-prolyl cis-trans isomerase activity. Gene Ontology annotation, cellular component: chloroplast. The record is from RefSeq and is a predicted model, not a curated record. NCBI's taxonomy places the organism in Eukaryota, Viridiplantae, Streptophyta, Magnoliopsida, Arecales, Arecaceae.